AUGUUUCAAGCAGGCUGGGAAGAUCGACAGAGGCAUCGCGAAGUGCACCCCACUGGUCGAGGCACUGGAGGUCGAGUUGAAGAGAUGGAAAGAGGACUUGCAGAAGGUGGAAGGUACCCCGCUGGGCAGUCGCUUGCGAUAGGCCUGCGCGACGCUGCCGCAGCAGACGAAGUGGUCUUGGAGCAGUUGGCGCCGUUGUACCAAGAGCUUUGCGAGCAACGCUACAUCAGGAAGCCCAAAGUAAAGGCUGCCGCACUUGGGAAGCAGCAGGAGACAGAAGAGCAGAAGUGGAAGCGGAAGUAUGGAAAGGAUGUGGACCGUUUCGUCUCACCCAGUGGCCACGAAGUUUUGGCCGGACGCUCCGCGAGUGCGAACGAACGCGUCUCCUUCGAGCUGACCUUCAAAGACGCCCUGUGGUUUCACACCGACAACGGCAUCCCAGGGUCGCACGUGACGAUCCGUGCACCUGCAGGAGAGGUCGAUGACGAGGACAUCGAGUUUGCCGCCUCCGUGGCCGCCUGGCACUCCCAGGCGCGCCAGAAGAUGUAUGUGCCGGUCAUGUACUGCCAGGGGCACCAGCUCCGAAAGCCCGCGAGGCGGCGCACUGGGCAAGUGCAGGUGACAGGCAACUACCAGCAGCUCGACGUGAGGCCGGCACUUCCAGACUCGUGA
This is a messenger RNA of Symbiodinium sp. CCMP2456, 672 nucleotides long. The record is from the annotation of a GenBank genome assembly. NCBI's taxonomy places the organism in Eukaryota, Dinophyceae, Suessiales, Symbiodiniaceae.